AUGAAAUUCACCGAUUCACCAGUCAUAGACCUCAAAAUCAAAGACAAAACUCUUUCUCUUCAACAAGAUAACGGUUCCUUCCACGUUGGAACUUCAGUUUGGCCAUGUUCUUUAGUCCUCUCCAAAUUCCUCGACCGCUGGACCCCACAAUCCACAAACCUUACCACCACCACUCCAAACCCUUACUCCACCCUCCUCAGCUUCCAAAACCGCCGUGCCAUCGAACUUGGCACCGGCUGUGGUGUCACCGGCAUGGCCCUUUACCUUCUUGGACUCACUGACAUUGUCCUUACUGACAUCCACCCUGUAAUGCCAGCUUUAAAACACAAUUUAAAGCGAAACAAGCAAGUUCUUGGCAAGAUGUUGAAGACAGCGAUUCUGUAUUGGAGUAAUGUGGAUCAAAUUAAUGGGGUUAGUCCGGCUUUUGAUUUUGUAAUUGCCGCGGAUGUUGUUUAUAUUGAGGAGAGUGUGGGGCCAUUGGUGAAGGCAAUGGAAAUGCUAGUGAAAGAUGAUGGGGUUGUUUUGUUGGGGUAUCAAGUGAGGUCACCGGAGGCGGAUAAGUUGUUUUGGGAGAUUUGUGGAGAGGUUUUUGUGAUUGAAAAAGUUCCGAAAGAGGAUUUGCAUCCUGAGUAUUGUUAUGAGGAGACUGAUGUGUUUAUAUUCAAGAAAAAGAAGAAGAAUUUAUGA
Molecule: messenger RNA, 687 nt
Organism: Dovyalis caffra
Lineage: Eukaryota; Viridiplantae; Streptophyta; Magnoliopsida; Malpighiales; Salicaceae
Source: the annotation of a GenBank genome assembly